Molecule: messenger RNA, 2536 nt
Organism: Clarias gariepinus (North African catfish)
Lineage: Eukaryota; Metazoa; Chordata; Actinopteri; Siluriformes; Clariidae
Gene: gpat3
Product: glycerol-3-phosphate acyltransferase 3
Exons: 13
Coding region: 551-1876 (441 amino acids)
Biological process (GO): triglyceride biosynthetic process
Cellular component (GO): endoplasmic reticulum
Molecular function (GO): glycerol-3-phosphate O-acyltransferase activity
Source: RefSeq, a predicted model, not a curated record
AGCUGUAGUCGAUGAAGAGCAUUUUAACAUAAUUCCCUUUCCUAGUGUCCAGGUGAGUAAGUGAUGUGUGGAGGAGAUGAGAGAUUGCAUCGUCUGUGGAACGGUUCUGGCGGUAUGCAAACUGUAGUAUCACUGAUUAAAUUAAAGCUGAUCAAUUUAUUUUUAGAAGGUGGCACGGAGGCUUGGUUGUUAGCACUUACACCUUGCACCUCCAUGGUCUGGGUUUGAUUCCCGUCUCUGUGUGCAUGGAGUUUGCAUGUUUUUCCCGUACUUGGUGGGUUUUCUUCAGGUGCUCCAGUUUCCUCCCACAGUCCAAAGACAUGCAGGUUAGAAUAAUUGGCAUUCCCAAAUUGCCAUUAGUGUUUAAAUGAACGUGAACCAGUGUGUGUGUGUGCCCUUCAAUGGAUUGGCAACCUGUCCAGGGUGUGCCCUGCGUCGUGCUCUAAGUCUCCUGGGAUAGGCUCCAGGCCCUCCGCAACCCUGUAUACAGGACAGACGAUAAGUCAGCUGACCCGAGUGUGCUCCACCACUGGAUAAGGCCUGAAGUAAAAUGGAGGCUACAUGCUGGGAUGUGAUGGUUUGGAUCCUCCAGUUGUGGUUGUGUGCAGUUUUGGGGCUCAUUGUGCUGCCUGCUAUGUUUGGGGUGUCACUGGGCUUCACCGAUGUCUACAUUAAACUGCUCGUCAAAACACUGGAGUGGGCCACUCGAAGGAUCCAAAGAGGGCGAAAAGAACAGAUUGAACUGCCAGCACAUCUCCCUAAUGGAAUCAUCCAAAAGGAUGACGGUUCUAUGGAAGACGAGAUAGGAGAACUGCGGCGCUUUCAUCCACAAGCUCUCAACGGGGGAGACUUUGCACUUUGUGAUGUCUUUUAUUUCUGCAAGAAGGGCAUAGAGAGCAUCGUAGAGGAUGAAGUCACUCAGCGAUUCACAUCAGAAGAGCUGGUUUCCUGGAACCUUCUGACUCGCACCAACAACAACUUCCACUACAUUAGUGUACGAGUCACCAUCAUGUGGGGUCUGGGCGUAUUUAUCCGUUACUGUGUCCUCCUGCCACUCAGGGUCACCUUGGCUUUUAUUGGACUGAGCUGGCUGGUGAUUGGCACAUCGCUUGUAGGUCUGCUACCCAGCAGCAGUGUGAAAGACUGGAUCAGUGAUCUGAUUCACAUUACAUGCUACAGGAUCUGUGCCAGAGGACUGUCAGCCACCAUCCGCUACCAUAAUAAAGAAAAUCGCCCGAAGAAAGGGGGAAUCUGUGUGGCAAACCACACCUCUCCAAUCGACAUCGUCAUUUUGGCCAAUGAUGGAUGUUAUGCCAUGGUAGGUCAGGUUCAUGGUGGGAUGAUGGGGGUAAUCCAGAGGGCAAUGGUGCGAUCCUGUCCACAUGUCUGGUUUGAGAGAUCGGAGAUGAAGGAUCGCCAUGCAGUGGCCAAAAGGCUGAGAGAUCAUGUUAAUGACAAAUCUAAGCUGCCCAUUCUUAUCUUUCCAGAGGGAACUUGCAUCAAUAACACAUCUGUCAUGAUGUUCAAAAAGGGAAGUUUUGAAAUUGGAGGGACGAUUUAUCCUGUAGCAAUAAAGUAUGACCCUCAGUUUGGAGAUGCCUUCUGGAACAGUGCAAAGUACAACAUGGUGAGCUACCUUCUCCGGAUGAUGUCCAGCUGGGCCAUAGUAUGUAACGUCUGGUACCUUCCACCUAUGACCCGCCAGGAUGGAGAGGAUGCUGUGCACUUUGCCAACAGAGUAAAAUCGGCUAUAGCGCAGCAGGGAGGCCUCAUUGAUCUGUCCUGGGACGGAGGCUUGAAGCGAGAGAAAGUAAAGCAGACGUAUAAAGAGGAGCAACAAAAGAUGUACAGCAGUAUGAUAGUGGGACAGGACUGAAAAAUAUACGGCCAAGUGGACUGGCUUAGAUAUAAUCACUACCAAUAGUCUGUUAAUAGCCACAGAAAACGGGCACUCAAAGACUGUGAUUUCUUAAGGCAUCAAAUACAAACAUACCAGGUCAAACCUCUGUAUCUGCAUUGCUUUUAAAAGAAUGCGCUCAACUGAAUAUAUGAAAUUCACCCUUUUUAUAAAAGUCAUUUGUAGUGGCUUAUUGAUUAGGCAAUGAUUUGAUUUUUAUAUAUUUUUUCUGCUAAUUAAAAGGAAGACACAACUUCAGCAACAGAUUGGCAGUAAAAAAAAAUCACACAUAAAAAUAUCACAAACUUUUUCUGAUUUGGAGGAAAGAUGGUAAAUUGAAUUUUAAUUUGUUUAAGAUAUUAAACAAAGUUGAACCACUAAACAACAUAUGCACAUCUUUAUGACAUCACUAAGGAAUGUGGGCUUGGGAAAGGGAUUUGGGUGAAAGAUUUUCACAGCUCUUUAUUUUUUAUUUUUUUUGCAUAGUCAACUUUAUUUGGUUCCUGUUACCGCCACAGAGCUUAUUUUCCUUACCGCACACCCUUACAUGUUUAAUUCUUGUUACACCACACCAGUUUGUAAGUUAUUUCUUUUUUUUUGUUUGUUAAAUCAUUAUGUAUUUCAACAUUGACUUAAAUU